Molecule: messenger RNA, 393 nt
Organism: Trichomonas vaginalis G3
Lineage: Eukaryota; Parabasalia; Trichomonadida; Trichomonadidae
Product: repellent protein 1 family
Exons: 1
Source: RefSeq, a predicted model, not a curated record
ACUUUACCAAACGAUUAUGGAGCACCUAUUGAAUAUUUCUUACGAGCUGCACAAUGGCAAAGAGCAGUUUCACCAAGGUUAGGUGUUCCACCAGCUCCUGUCAAAAAUAGCAUUUGGUCAAGUCCUUAUAUAAGAUAUGGUCUCCCACUAGGUUUGCUAGCUACAGCAGGAGCAGUUAUGAUGUUGAAAAGAAAUAAAGCAAAUGUUGUAAAUAAUACUGAAGUAGCUGAAGUUAAACAAACUCCAACGCCUUCACAAGCAAAACCUUCAAUGACUCCUGAACCUAUGGAAGUACAAACUCCUGUUCAAAAGUCAACUCCUAAACCGACUCCAACAUUUAAACCAGAACCUACUCCUCAAAUAAAUCGUAAAACUCCUGCGUUUCCUUACUGA